Molecule: messenger RNA, 1434 nt
Organism: Arabidopsis arenosa
Lineage: Eukaryota; Viridiplantae; Streptophyta; Magnoliopsida; Brassicales; Brassicaceae
Source: the annotation of a GenBank genome assembly
UAUAGGCAAGGCUUACAACACUAGGAAGACAACAAUGGAAGAGCCAUUUCUUCUGCAAGAUGAGCAACUUGUCCCUUGUAAAGCCACAUGGAAAAGUGGUCAGGUUACCGUCGAGCUGAAGAAAGUGAGCAGCUUGGCCGCUCCUAUGGCCGCCGUAACCAUUGCUCAGUACUUAUUGCCUGUCAUUUCAGUCAUGGUCGCUGGCCACAAUGGUGAGCUCCAGCUCUCCGGCGUCGCUCUUGCAACCUCCUUCACAAACGUUUCCGGGUUCAGUAUUUUGUUUGGGUUAGCGGGUGCACUAGAAACUCUUUGUGGCCAAUCUUAUGGAGCCAAACAAUACGAAAAAAUCGGAACCUACGCAUACUCUGCAAUGGUCUCUAACAUCCCUAUUUGUGUCCUCAUAUCAAUUCUCUGGAUUUACAUCGAAAAGCUCUUAAUCUUUCUCGGUCAAGACCCUGACAUCUCCAGAGUCGCUGGCUCCUACGCCUUUUGGCUCAUACCGGCUUUGUUCGCCCAUGCGUUUUUCAUACCACUGACUCGGUUUCUGCUAGCACAAGGGUUGGUUCUUCCACUGCUCUACUCUACCCUGACCACUCUUUUGUUCCACAUCCCUGUUUGCUGGGCUUUUGUUUCCGCGUUUAGUCUGGGAAGCAAUGGAGCUGCCAUGGCUAUUGGUGUCUCUUUCUGGUUUUAUGUUGUGAUUCUCUCAUGUUAUGUGAGGUUCUCCAGCUCCUGCGACAAGACUCGUGUAUUUGUAUCCAGUGAUUUCGUGUCUUGUAUCAGGCAGUUCUUCCAUUUCGGAGUCCCAUCAGCGGCAAUGGUUUGCCUAGAAUGGUGGCUAUUUGAACUACUCAUACUCUGUUCAGGUCUUCUCCCAAACCCAAAACUCGAGACCUCUGUUCUUUCAAUUUGUCUUACAACAGCAAGUUUUCACUAUGUGAUCCCAGCUGGAGUCGCGACGGCUGUGAGCACACGCGUGUCAAACAAAUUGGGAGCUGGGAUUCCUCAAGUUGCUAGGAUUUCAGUAUUGGCAGGGCUUUGUCUCUGGCUGGUAGAAUCAGUUUUCUCUACCACACUUCUCUUCACCUUCCGGAACAUCAUAGGCUACGCAUUCAGCAACAGCAAAGAAGUUGUGGACUAUGUUGCUGACCUAACUCCUUUGCUCUGUCUCUCCUUUGUUCUUGACGGAUUUACCGCAGUUCUUAAUGGGGUUGCUAGGGGAAGUGGUUGGCAACACAUUGGAGCUUUGAACAAUGUGGUAGCUUAUUAUCUAGUAGGAGCUCCGGUUGGAGUUUACUUAGCUUUUAAUCGUGAAUUGAACGGAAAAGGACUAUGGUGCGGUGUUGUGGUCGGAUCAAAGCUUAUCUUAGUCAAGGACGAUCAAUGGUAUUAACUGUUAAGUAUGGUUUAUCUCAAUGAAUCAAAACUGAUGAU